Trichechus manatus latirostris (Florida manatee) is the source of this 833-nucleotide messenger RNA. It is a transcript of the gene NME5, whose product is annotated as NME/NM23 family member 5. Gene Ontology annotation, cellular component: cilium. Gene Ontology annotation, molecular function: nucleoside diphosphate kinase activity. NCBI's taxonomy places the organism in Eukaryota, Metazoa, Chordata, Mammalia, Sirenia, Trichechidae. Gene Ontology annotation, biological process: UTP biosynthetic process; cilium movement; GTP biosynthetic process. The record is from RefSeq and is a predicted model, not a curated record. The transcript is spliced from 6 exons. Bases 75 to 713 code for a protein of 212 amino acids.
GCAGCCUCCGUCCUAGAGCUGGGGCUUCUGGUCUCCUAGCAACAACUUGUGGCCACUGAGGAGGGUGCGCCAGGAUGGAGAUAUCAAUGCCCCUACCUCAGAUAUAUGUAGAAAAAACUCUGGCCAUUAUCAAACCAGAUAUUGUUGACAAAGAAGAGGAGAUACAAGAUAUUAUUCUCAGAUCUGGAUUCACCAUUGUUCAGAGAAGAAAACUUCACCUCAGCCCGGAACACUGUAGUAACUUUUAUGUGGAACAGUAUGGGAAAAUGUUUUUUCCCAAUUUAACAGCUUACAUGAGUUCUGGACCACUUGUUGCCAUGAUAUUAGCUAGACAUAAAGCCAUCUCUUACUGGAAAGAACUUUUGGGACCAAGUAAUAGCUUAAUAGCUAAGGAAACACAUCCAGACAGUCUAAGAGCAAUUUAUGGCACAGAUGAUCUAAGGAAUGCACUUCAUGGGAGUAAUGACUUUGCUACAGCAGAGAGAGAAAUUCGAUUCAUGUUUCCUGAAGUGAUAGUUGAGCCAAUUCCAGUUGGACAAGCUACUAAGGAUUAUCUGAAUUUAUAUGUAACACCAACUCUGCUUAAGGGACUCACAGAGCUUUGUAAGCAAAAACCAGAAGAUCCUUAUAUUUGGCUAGCUGAUUGGCUGCUGGAAAAUAAUCCCAACAAACCUAAACUUUGUCACCGCCCAGUUAUAGAAGAACCUUAUUAAAAUAAAGUCCUCUGAAGAACAGUUUACAAAUUAUCUUAUUAUAAAAGGAUGUGCUUCUAGUUUUUUUUAAAAAACUUAAUUCCUAAGAUAUAAGUAACUAUAUGUGAAGUAAAUUACUUU